Messenger RNA from Aplysia californica (California sea hare), 1572 nucleotides. Its product is annotated as elastase-like. Gene Ontology annotation, biological process: proteolysis. The transcript has 9 exons. The record is from RefSeq and is a predicted model, not a curated record. Gene Ontology annotation, molecular function: metalloendopeptidase activity. NCBI's taxonomy places the organism in Eukaryota, Metazoa, Mollusca, Gastropoda, Aplysiida, Aplysiidae. Bases 113 to 1219 code for a protein of 368 amino acids.
AGCGUGCAGUCCCAGCGUCGCUGGAGUUGGCGGGAACCCCAAGACAGGCCGCACUGUAUACAACACCAACGGACUAUGUCUGAAGCCGCAAGUGGUUGGAAACACCUGCACUAUGACUAACCGAUACACAAAUGUCGUGGACAACGAGCAGUCCAACUCCAGGACGAAACGAACAACAAUCUCAUUCCCUUGCUCAGAAGGCUUUUCCGAUCCCGUGAACGAGGCGUUUGGAGUGGCCAAUGACGCUCUGCACUUCGGCACAAUCACAGGCACUCUCUAUGAGGAAAAGUACAACUUCAGAGCACUCCCAUACGCACCUCGUUUAGUGGUUCACUAUGGCAGUUGUUACGACAACGCCUUCUGGGAUGGCACGGACAUGUACUUCGGGGAUGGUUGCCGCACCUUCUACCCCCUCGUCAGCCAAGACGUUGUCACGCACGAGUUGGGUCACGGCAUCACCUCACGGAACAGUGACUUGAUCUACAGUGGUCAAUCUGGUGGCAUCAACGAAGCUUUCUCGGACAUGUCUGGAGAAGUGGCCGAAAUAUUUGGCCGGGGCAACAACGACUGGAAGGUUGGUUUCGAACUGUUUAAAGGCAACCGACCUCUGCGCUACUUCAUCAGACCACCUGAUGACGGCGUUUCUAUCAUGCACGUCAGGGACUACACAAGCAGAAUGGACGUGCAUUUUAGCAGCGGUGUCUUCAACCACGCCUUUUACCAACUCGUUGCUAUCCAAAACAUGCCAAUCUAUGACGCUUACGAGUGUUUCGUGAGCGCUAAUCGGCUGAUUUGGUCCCAGAACACCAACUUUGAGGCUGGUGCUUGUGGUGUGAUGCAGGCCUGCCAUGAUCUCGGCUUUAGUCACACUAAGGUGGCAGCUGCCUUCGACGUGGUCGGCAUCGACCUAGGUUCAUGCGAUUACUCUGCUCUAUCCACUGCAGUCUCCCAGGGCCAGGCCAGGGACAACAUCCGGGCUUCUGCAACACGUAACCCCAUUAUGAAACUCCAGAAAAACAGAAGCCCGCUCAUCGUGGAAGCUAACGCACUAGACGAAUCCGAUGUCCACAUCGACGUCUGCACCGAUGCUGGAUGUGAACAAGUUAUCACUUCGGGGUCUAACAGAUUGUCCGUCUCAUCUACCAGUGGGGGCACCUUGUACGCCAGGCUCUCCUCCACAAGUACCGACGAGGUCAAGAUCAACCUUUCUGUCUCCUAGGAAAGUCAAAGAUAUUUGAAGCGGUCGAGCGAAAACCAAGCUUAGUUCCUCCCCGUUUUGGAGAAAAGGAAAAAAAAAGGUCCAUGCUUGAAAUACAAAAGGAAAAUAAAACACCAGCACAAUAAACAAACAAACAAACAAACAAACAAACAAACAAACACCAACGCAGCUUCAGUCCUCACAAUGUUUAAUUCUGCGCAUCGCACACAGUUGACUUAUGACUGAUAAAUUUAUUGAAUCGUACAACUCUACGACAAUUGACUUAUAACUUCGCUGCCCUUCCCCUUCCUUUUUUGAAGACUAUAAAUUAAAAUGAUGACCAGCAAACUAUAUUUUCCAAUUGACCGGAACGA